Aphidius gifuensis is the source of this 1176-nucleotide messenger RNA. RefSeq lists its product as uncharacterized. The transcript has 2 exons. Lineage: Eukaryota; Metazoa; Arthropoda; Insecta; Hymenoptera; Braconidae. Bases 1 to 1176 code for a protein of 391 amino acids. The record is from RefSeq and is a predicted model, not a curated record.
AUGGAUGAAAUUUUAAGUAUACAAGAACCGAUCAUUUUUGAUGAAUCGAUUGCCCAUUGUGAGUUACAUGCUCAUCAGCCUUACGGCUCUUCAACAUUCAAUAACAACGAUGAAAUCCGGAUUGGAAUUCAACAUCAAGAUUUAUGUGUACUACCAAGUAAAAGUUCACUACAUAUUACUGGACGAUUUCUUACAAGUGACGGAAAAUCUGUGCCAAAAACAACUUCAUUGGUACGAAUGGCAAUAGCACACAUGUUUGAAGAAAUUCGCUAUGAGAUAAAUGCAAUUGAAAUUGAUCGGAGCAAAAAUGUUGGUCUUACGACUCUAAUGAAAGGAUAUAUUUCCUUAAGUCCAAAUCAAAAAUCAUUAUUGGAGAAUGCCAGAUGGUUAAUGUCUGAUGAAGAAUCAUUAUUCGAUUCGAAAGGUUAUUUUGAUAUAUCAAUACCACUGAGUCUGCUGCUAGGAUUUGCUGAAGAUUAUAAAAAAAUAAUUAUCAAUGCAAAACAUGAACUCAUCCUAAUAAGAGCAAAUAGUGAUGUGAAUGCCUGCCUACAAGAACAACCUGCGAAAGGAAAAAUGUCUGAUAAGCAGAAAAUUCAACUUUUAAAUUACAUUGCCAAGGAUCCAUCCAUAGCAAUCAGUUUUCGUACAUGGGAAUUGUACGAGUAUCCACUAUUACCUGCAACUACAAAACAAAAUUGGAGUGUGAAAACAUCAACACAAUUGGAAAAACCGAGAUACAUAAUUUUAGGCUUCCAAACAGGACGAAAAAACUCUGUAACAAACAAUUCAAGUGUUUUUGAUCAUUGUAACUUGCGUGAUGUUAAGCUGUUUUUAAAUUCACAAUCAUAUCCUUAUGGAAAUUUAAAUAUUGAUUUUGCUCAUAAUCAAUUCUCAUUAUUAUAUGAUAUGUUUGCAUAUUUUCAAGCUUCCUACUAUUACACAGAAACACCACAACCAUUAUUUACAAGACAAAAAUUUUUGGAAGAAGCUCCACUUAUUGUCAUAGAUUGUUCAAAGCAAAAUGAAUUUUUAAAAUCUGGACCAGUAGAUAUUCGACUUGAAUUUGAAUCAACAACACAAUUUCCAGCUCAAACAUCAGCUUAUUGUUUGAUUUUACAUGAUCGAAUUGUUGAAUAUAAUCCAAUUAGUGGUUCAGUACGCAAGCUCGUUUAA